AUGGACUUGAGCGCGCCCUCUGGAUACGAGUCAUACUCGAACCGACUUGACCCUCAUGAUGAAGUCGACAAUUCUCAUGUCGAAAAGGCAGCUCGUCUGAGUUCAGAUGAACAUUCUCUUCUCAAACAGCGCCGGGCGCCACCAAAGUCGAAAGGAGGUGCUCUGGAUAGCAUCCGCCUCGCUUUGCGAGUUCUCAUUCUCCUCGUCAAUCUGAGUAUUCUGGGUUUACUGGCACAUGGAGUCAAUGUUUGGCAAACAACACACAACUCCAUUGACAGGAACGAAGAUGGGUGGGUGCGAACUCGAUGGCCCUCUAUCAAGAUGCUGUCAACGUGGCUCAUGCUGGCUAUGGCCAUUUUUGCAUCCAUCGUUCAAAUCGUCGCUCUCGUCACGCGUCUCAGUUUUUUCCGCUCGAUGCGUGAUGGAGCAGUACACAAUAUCGCUGUCUUUGUUAGCUCCGGACUUGUUAUCGCUGGUUGGAUCGCAGCAUCUGUUUACCUUAUCGUUGAUAAAGAAGUCCUCAAGAACAAUCACUGGGAUCUUUGGUCUUGGUCAUGCCAGAACAAUUCGCGACAAAGCUACAUACCUUGGGCAAGCUUGUGUACAGAGAUGACUUUUACCUAUGCUGCAAGUUUGGGUGUUAUGUUAUUGGAAAUCGUCACCUUGGUGCUUUUUGUUGCCUCGUUGAGAGGUAUGAAUAUUCUUGGCAAGUACAACAGGGCUAGUUCCAACUAG
Molecule: messenger RNA, 735 nt
Organism: Fusarium poae
Lineage: Eukaryota; Fungi; Ascomycota; Sordariomycetes; Hypocreales; Nectriaceae
Exons: 3
Coding region: 1-735 (244 amino acids)
Source: RefSeq, a predicted model, not a curated record